Messenger RNA from Sordaria macrospora k-hell, 603 nucleotides. RefSeq lists its product as uncharacterized. NCBI's taxonomy places the organism in Eukaryota, Fungi, Ascomycota, Sordariomycetes, Sordariales, Sordariaceae. The record is from RefSeq and is a predicted model, not a curated record.
AUGCCUGUAUCAUUCCAGAACGCGCAGGGGAUCCGGGAAUACCUGGAGGACGCUUCCAGGCACCGCGAUCCUCACCUUCCCGCCUUGUGGAACGUCAUCAGUAAGUCUCACCUCCUUCCAGCCUUUUCCCAUAUGAAAACUGCCGCUAAUAGAAAUCGCCUCUCAGUGACAAUCCAGGUAAACCUGAUCGACCCUGCAACCAAAGCCAUCCGCUCCUUCGCCGAGUUUACCCAUCGUCGUGCUUACGACCCCAUGUACGGGCGCUUCGCUGAAAGUGUCUACGAAUGGCUCAUCUUCCUUCAUCGGGCCGACCUGACCGCUGAAGGACUCGCCAAAAUCGGGCACACCAAGCCUGGUUUGGUUGAGAAGCUGAAAAAGACGCUUGCUUCCCAUGAGAUUGGCCAUCCACGCAAGGCCAGGGCUCGCGAGAACCACCCAGCCGGCCAAGCAUACAAGCGCAUCUACAUGACGGAAGCCGACUUCAUGGUCGGCGAGGGUGCAAUGGAGUAUCUUGGCCGUCCCAACGCGCAGAUCCUGGAGUCCCAGAUCCGUGAUAUACCUACGAGCGAAACCGAAAGCUUCGAUACGUCGACGAGAUGGUGA